Ricinus communis (castor bean) is the source of this 1737-nucleotide messenger RNA. RefSeq lists its product as uncharacterized. Lineage: Eukaryota; Viridiplantae; Streptophyta; Magnoliopsida; Malpighiales; Euphorbiaceae. The record is from RefSeq and is a predicted model, not a curated record. The transcript has 6 exons. The coding region runs from base 1 to 1737 and encodes 578 amino acids.
AUGUUUGUAGAGUCGUUCAUAGUCCAGCACGAUGUCAAAGAGAUACUCAUGCCUAGGAGGAUCUUAUAUCGCGAAACGAGCAAGGGAAGCUAUCCCGCAGCACUCCACGACUUGGCUUUCAAGGCCAAUGAUAAAGCAAAGAAACAGUUCACUCUGCCCGCUGCUCGCGGCCUACAAUGCCACGAUGUGGCCCGCCCAUGGCUGGAUCUUGAGAGUUGGGUUUUGACGGAUUUGAAUAUUUCAAUUAAGGACAUGAAAUUCUGCACAGGAGUAGGGGGAGUCAAUGAUUGUCCUGUUAAUCAUAUUGAUAACUUUUUUGAGAACUGUGACACUUUUAAGAUUAAUAAUGUCAGUGAUGAUGCAAUUAGACUUCGCCUUUUUCCUUUUUCUCUGAGGGAUAAGGCAAAGGAGUGGUUAAAAGAUGAAGGCAUUAGUACUUUUGAUUCAUGGGAUAAGCUAGUAAAGGCCUUUUUGGCCAAGUUCUUGGGUCAAGAGAAAACUGCAAGGCUAAGGACCGAGUUAAGCACUCUUUGUCAACUAGAUGAUGAGUCAUUGAUUUACAUUGACACUGCGUCGGGUGGUAAUUUUGUUGAAAAGGUCCCUACUGAGGCUAAGGCAUUACUUGAGAAGAUGGCUGCUAAUGAUAAGUUUCACUCAAGUGGGAGAAACAGUGCAAAGAAAGGGGGUAAACAUGACGUUGAUGCAAUGACUCUCUUGACUAGUACUGUGCAGGCUUUGUCACUUAAGGGACAUACUGCAAGUGAGUGUCAAUAUGUUAAGAUGUUAAUGGAGCAAGCUAACGCUCUCUAUAACAACAACCAGCAAAGGAGACCCUAUUAUCCCUACUCCAACACUUACAAUGAAGGUUGGAAACAAAACCCAACAUUCUCUUACAAGAACACUCAAAAUCAGUUGAACCCACCUUACCACCACCACCUCGCAACAACUUCAAUCAUCCUCCAGGGUCAAGUUAAUGUUGUAACUUUGAGGAAUAGUAGAGAGCUAGAAGACCUUCCACCGAAGGUAGUUCAAAAGAAAGCAGUUGCAGUAGAGAAAGAGAUGGUUGAAGCUGAGAAGAUGAUAAAAAAAGAGAAAAUUGAAGAGAAGAAAGAGCCUAUUGUCAUUAAACCUUACAAGCCACAUUUACCUUUCCCACAACGAUUGGCACAGGCAAAGCUAGAAAAGAAGUAUGGAAAAUUUCUAGACAUCCUAAAGAAGUUGCAAAUCAACAUCCUAUUCUUGGACGCAAUCUCAAAGAUGCCCUCCGAUGCUAAAUUCCUAAAGGACAUGCUCUCUAACAAGAGGAAAAUCGAAGAGAAUGCAACGGUCUCACUGGCAGCUGAAUGCAGUGCUAUAUUGCAAAACAAGCUUCUAAAGAAGCUAGGAGAUCUAGGGAGCUAUUCCAUUCCAGUCAAGCUAGGUGACAUCGAAAUAAAGAAGGCUUUAUGUGAUCUAGGGGCAAGUGUCAGUCUUAUGCCCCUAUCAAUUUGCAAGAAACUUCAGAUGGGUGAAUUAAAACCCACGCGCAUCUCCCUACAGUUGGCAGACAUAUCGGUGAAAUUUCCUUUGGGUAUUCUUGAGGAUGUGCCAUUUAGAGUUAGAAAAUUCUUCAUCCCUUGUGAUUUUGUGGUUAUGGAGAUGGAAGAAGAUGCGCAAGUCCCUAUCAUUCUAGGGAGACCCUUCUUGGCCAUUGCUGAGGCCAUCAUUGACAUGAAGAAUGGGAAAAAUCACCUUUGA